AGAGACUGCCGGACCCGGUGGGGAGGGCCGGGUCGGUUCUGUUCCGAGGACUUCUGAGCAUCAGCUGCAAGAUCUACCCUUGGCGCCAUGGUCUCUUCACCCAUAUGAGGAAAGGAUUAUGGUUCAUUCCUAGUAGCAAAACCUAUACAUCACAGGUUUUGAUGGUGGUAUAGAAAUGGGUGUGAUAGGUAUACAGCUGGUCCUUACCAUGGUGAUGGCCAGUGUCAUGCAGAAGAUUAUACCUCACUACUCUCUCGCUAGAUGGUUACUCUGCAAUGGCAGUUUGAGGUGGUGUCAACAUCCUACGGAAGAAGAAUUACGAAUCCUUGCAGGGAAGCAGCAAAAAGGGAAAAGCAAAAAAGAAAGGAAAUAUAAUGGCCACAUUGAAAGUAAGCCAUUAACCAUUCCAAAGGAUAUUGACCUUCAUCUAGAAACAAAGUCAGUUACUGAAGUGGAUACUUUCGCACUGCAUUACUUUCCAGAAUACCAGUGGCUGGUAGAUUUCACAGUGGCUGCUACAGUCGUGUAUUUAAUAACUGAAGUCUACUACAGUUAUAUGAAACCAACUCAGGAAAUGAAUAUCAGUGUCGUUUGGUGCCUGCUUGUUUUGUCUUUUGCAAUCAAAAUUCUAUUUUCAUUAACUACACACUAUUUUAAAGUAAAAGAUGGUGGUGAAAGAUCUGUCUGUGUUACCUUUGGAUUUUUUUUCUUUGUCAAAGCAAUGGCAGUGUUGAUUGUAACUGACAACUACCUGGAAUUUGGACUUGAAACAGGGUUUACAAAUUUUUCAGACAGUGCGAUGCAGUUCCUUGAAAAGCAAGGUUUAGAAUCUCAGCGUCCUGUUUCUAAACUUACUUUCAAAUUUUUUCUGGCCAUUUUCUGUUCACUCAUUGGGGCAUUUUUGACAUUUCCUGGAUUACGGCUGGCUCAAAUGCAUCUGGAUGCCUUGAAUUUGGCAACAGAAAAAAUUACACAGAUCCUACUUCAUAUCAACUUCUUGGCACCUUUGUUUAUGGUUCUCCUCUGGGUAAAGCCAAUCACCAAAGACUACAUUAUGAACCCACCUUUGGGGAAAGAAAGUAUUCCUUUAAUGUCAGAAGCUGCAUUUGAUACUCUGCGACUGUGGAUAAUAGUCCUGCUCUGUGUUUUGCGAUUGGCCAUGAUGCGUAGUCACAUGCAAGCUUACUUAAACUUAGCCCAGAAAUGUGUGGAUCAGCUGAAGAAAGAAGCAGGACGAAUAAGUACUGUUGAGCUACAGAAAAAGGUGGCUCGAGUCUUCUGUUACCUUUGUGUCAUUGCACUGCAGUAUGUGGCACCCCUGGCAAUGCUGCUUCACACGACGCUGCUUUUGAAAACACUAGGUAAUCAUUCCUGGGGGAUUUGGCCAGAAACUAUUUCUUCUUUGCCAGUUGAUAGCGGUCUAACCUCCAAUUCUGUUUACUCUGAAUUGCCAUCUGCUGAUGGGAAGAUGAAGGUAACUGUUACACAAAUAACAGUGGCACUGAGCAGCUUAAAAAACAUUUUUACUCCUCUGCUUUUCCGAGGACUUCUGUCUUUUUUGACAUGGUGGGUUGCUGCUUGCCUCUUUACUACAAGCCUUUUUGGACUUUUCUAUCACCAGUACCUGACUGUGGCAUGAACCUAAGUUGACAACAAAGGACAUACGAGUCACACUUUGAAUUCAAAUAUCUGUGUCAUUGAGGAGUUGAAGAAAACCAGAAGAAAGCAAACACAAAGGAAAAAAUGCAUAUCAGAAAUACCUUCUUGUUUUAAACUUUUCCUCUGUAUUCUCAGGGUGAAUUGAUGUUGUAAUAUGUAAUAUCAUAGAGUAUAUUGUUAACUGUUGUACUUUGGCAUUGGAAUUUUAACUCUUUGUAUUAACAGAUGUGAGAGGGCUAUUUACAAGGGUAAUACAUCUGAUUACCUUGGUUUACAGAACCCCCUAGCAGUCUUGGAAACAUUUCAUAGGAUUCCAGUUAUUGAUUGAUUGCUCUUAAUGGUAUUAAGGUACUGUUCACACUCAAUAGUAGCUACCUAUAGAAGAACAUUCUUCAAACUGAGCCAUGCUUUGGGGGAAGGAGGGGCAAAGGUCUCUUCUGUUGGUAGUGUUUUCUCCUCAAACAACAGCUACAAAUCCAACAGAAAGGAAGAAAUAGCUACUGUAUAUUACAGUAAAGCAAGCUGCAGAGUUAUUUUAAAUGUAAUGGAGAUGUACAUGCUUGAUAACAGGUUUUGCUACUUGAGAGUAGCCAGAGUGUUGUUUUAAAAUGUAUCCCACACAACUUAAAGAGUUCUUUUGUAAUGAUUGGCCAUAGGAGCACUUGCUGUCAUGAUUUUAGGUUUGGGCCUUCCAUAUUUCAUUUCAUUCUAUGAACCUCAGUAGUUCUUUUUAAUAGUCUAAAAAUAUUUAUCAAUAGUGAUCAGAAUUUUCAAUUACUUUGUAAUCCUGCUGACUACUUGUAUGUAUUGUAUAUAUAUAUUAUAUAUUAAAUAUAUAAUAUAUUGAGGUUAUAAAAGAUGAAAAUAUUGGAUCCUUAUAAUUUAAGUUGCUGAAUAUAUGUUUUAAAAAUGUGAUUGAAUGAGAUGUAUUUGUGUCUAGAAAAUUUUUCUUUUUGGAAUGAGAUUAAAAUACAUUUUGAAAGUUCA
Molecule: messenger RNA, 2646 nt
Organism: Echinops telfairi (small Madagascar hedgehog)
Lineage: Eukaryota; Metazoa; Chordata; Mammalia; Afrosoricida; Tenrecidae
Gene: TMEM161B
Product: transmembrane protein 161B
Exons: 13
Coding region: 176-1639 (487 amino acids)
Source: RefSeq, a predicted model, not a curated record